This is a messenger RNA of Prorocentrum cordatum, 1326 nucleotides long. The record is from the annotation of a GenBank genome assembly. NCBI's taxonomy places the organism in Eukaryota, Dinophyceae, Prorocentrales, Prorocentraceae.
CUGCCGUCGUGAUUUGUCGCGAUGCUGUAAUUUGUUGUUGGUAACGUCGGAUCUCCAUCCGCGGUCCCUGCCCGCGGCGCGGGCGCCCAUGUGCUGCAGAGCGCUGGGCAUCUUGGCGGGCGCGGGGUGCCUGCCAGCAGUCGCGCCCGGGCGCGGCGGGUGGGAGCGGCCGAGCCUCGCGUGCAGGGCGCACGCGCCGUGCUCGUGGGGCGCGAGGUGCCCCCCUCGGCGGCGAGGUCCGAGCCCUGCCCUCCCCGAUCCGCGAUUCGGGCAGCUCGAUGGGCGGCGGGGUAGGGCUCGGAGUUCGUCGAGCACGCGGCGAAGUCCGAAGCCUACCGCCCGCCUCCCUUCGAUUCGGGAGAGUCGACUACAAUGUCCCAAGGGCCCAGGCCCCUCGGCUGGGAUCUGGAGGACAUCGGCGCGGGAGAAGUGCCGAGCUUGUAAAGGGCGCAGACUCGUUCCCCCCGGUGGGCGAGCUAGACGCCAGCGGCGGUCCCCGACGCGUCCUGACCCGGGCGAGCUGCAGCAGUGGGUGCGCGCAGCUCCAGCGUUGGCAGGGGCGCAGCGCGAGGAGCUGCGCGCCGCGGUGGCCUUGCGCUUCGCGCGGCGGCUGCAGGCGGCGCAGGUGCCGCUGUUUAUUUCGGGCAUUGGCACGAACAACCUUGCCGCUGAGAUCCACCAUACGGCCCCUACCUGCGGCCCUUCUUCGGCGCCUUCCGGGCGGUGCUCGUGGAGCCGAACGCGGCGAUGCUUUCGGGCCUGCGGCGGCGCGGCCGGCAGCUGGGCGCCGGCGAGAGCAGGGUGCUCGCAGCGGCAGCGUGCACCCCCGGCAUGGGCGGGACACGGCCAUGCUGCACUGCUUUUCCCGUAGGCUGAGGAAGGAUUUUAAUUUGACGUUGCUGCAGUUCCAGCAAAUGAACGAGAUAGCCUCGCUCGACCAGGCCCAGUUCCAGAGAAGUUUGUUGUAUUUCUACAGCCCAGAGCCAUGGCUAAAAGAAUACGCUGAGCGAGUGCCCGUGCGGUGCCUCGUUCCGGAAAGAUUGCUGAGUGAGGCAAAUGCAACGUUUGCGGACGCUGACAUCUUUCAUGUUGAUGCAGAGGGACAUGACGUCGGCAUUCUGUUGGAGUUCUUAAAGUUUCACGAUUUUCUUCCCGUGCUCAUCAGCUUCGAGUGGGGCUGGUCGGCACCUGCAUCAUCGCUCGCAGCAGUGUUGAUACUUCACUCCAGGGGGUACAGCAUAUUCUUGCACCGUGCGACUGCAAUUGCUGUGCACUGGGAGCAACCAGCAGACUCGGCAGAGCGUCCCUCGCAGAUGGGAAAAUGCC